Messenger RNA from Rosa rugosa (rugosa rose), 504 nucleotides. RefSeq lists its product as uncharacterized. Gene Ontology annotation, molecular function: nucleic acid binding; RNA-DNA hybrid ribonuclease activity. NCBI's taxonomy places the organism in Eukaryota, Viridiplantae, Streptophyta, Magnoliopsida, Rosales, Rosaceae. The coding region runs from base 1 to 504 and encodes 167 amino acids. The transcript is spliced from 2 exons. The record is from RefSeq and is a predicted model, not a curated record.
AUGCAGAAUAUGUUUAAUGUGCUUGGUCUCUCACCCUUGAGUUUGAAAGCUCCAAAGUUCAUUCCUGUGCAUUGGGAUCCUCCUCCUGUAAAUUGGUUAAAAGUUAAUACCGAUGGUUCUUUUCGUAAUCCCGAAACGACAGGCUUUCAGGGCGUUUUUAGAGACCAUGAGGGAUUGUUUUGGGGUGCCUUUGCACAUAAGGUUGAGGUUUCGAGUGCUAUUGAUGCAGAGGUAUUGGCAGUAAUAGAGGCUUUGGGGGUUGCUUGGAGAAAGGGUUGGACUCACUUAUGGCUAGAAACAGACUCAUAUCUUGUGGUGCAUUACUUCACUAAUCCUAAGGAAGGCAAUAUGGUAGCUGAUGCUCUUGCUAAUUAUGGUGCCACAAAUGUUGGUGCUCGGUGGUGGGAUUCUUUACCUACCUUCAUUGCUGGACAUUAUGGAAAAGACUUAUCGUCUGCUGUCUCUUAUAGAUUUCGUUACUGUGGGUCUUUAGAUUUGUUUUGA